This is a messenger RNA of Chelonia mydas (Green sea turtle), 1232 nucleotides long. It is a transcript of the gene TMEM154, whose product is annotated as transmembrane protein 154. NCBI's taxonomy places the organism in Eukaryota, Metazoa, Chordata, Testudines, Cheloniidae. The coding region runs from base 73 to 672 and encodes 199 amino acids. The record is from RefSeq and is a predicted model, not a curated record. The transcript has 6 exons.
CACAUACACAUGAGCAGGAAACAGGAAACGUACUUGUUCCUGUAAAACAGGGAGACACGAACAUUGAGACUCAUGCCUAAUCACAAAAAAUGUAACAUACAGAAACAAAACUUCAUGCUGUUUUUUGUCCUGUUUCUCGCGGCAGGAUCUGCCAAUUAUGGCACUGCAAAUGAAGACACUUCAGGAGAUGAUUCAUCAGCAUUGAAUGAUACAGUAACACCUAGCUCAGAGAUAUCUGCAAAAUAUUUUACAGCUGCAGGUGACCACGAUCUGACCAUCAAACCAACAGAAACCGAGAACAAUAUUGAAACAGAAAAUAAUGCAAGUACUGAGUUAAAUGAUAUACAUAAUGACAACACCCCAGAAACGGCAGGUGUACCGCCUGCCUUAAUGUUUGGCAUUCCUGCGGUGAUACUAGUCCUACUAAUUCUGCUGAUCAUUUUCUUUGUGAUACGUCAUAAAAGGAAAAAGUCUAAGCAAGGUGAACUGGGAAGUGAAAAUGUCAAAAGUCCUAUUUUUGAAGAAGACACACCCUCUGUUAUGGAAAUAGAAAUGGAAGAGCUGGAUAAAUGGAUGAAUAGCAUGAACAAAAAUGCUGAAGGUGAAUGUUUACCUACUGUAAAAGAAGAAGAAAAGGAAUCAAAUGUCUUCACAAGGGACUGCAAAUCAUGAAGUCCAAACAGCACUGAACUGGUUAAAGGGAAGCUGUGCACAAGGCUCAUAGUCCUAUCCUGCAGAUAUGAGAUGAACUGGAUGUGAACUUAAUUAGUCUCAAACAGCAAGAGAAGCAAAUGCUUUUGUUGUUCCCUGUUGCAUGCAUUCUUUGUAAUGGAGGCAUCACUAAUAAAAACAAGGAAAUGCAUUACAGUAAGAUUAAGGUCUGAUUUAAACUUGCAUUGCAAUGAAAUUUCAGCAUUAAUAUAGCAAGAACAGUCCUAUUUCUGAAGGGCCUCAGAACAGUCCUCGUUCCACCUUAUCUUCUAUCUGUGUGUGGCUGUGAUAUGCAUGACUGCUCAUGUACCAGAGUUCCUCCAUAAAGUAUCACUGUAGCCUUAACUCUCAAUUUCCUUGUGUUAGUGCUAAAUUCAUAAUCUUGUAUUUUUUGGGGGUAUAUAAUUUACUUUUUUUGUAAUGGUGGAAUAAUUUGUUUUGGAUUUCCAUUGAUGAAGUAAAAGGCUGUGACUGCCAGAAAAGAUUUGAUGUCCACUAAAAAAUUAAACUGCUGAAAGCUA